Cordyceps fumosorosea ARSEF 2679 is the source of this 1254-nucleotide messenger RNA. Its product is annotated as Phospholipid/glycerol acyltransferase. Bases 1 to 1254 code for a protein of 417 amino acids. The transcript is spliced from 4 exons. Lineage: Eukaryota; Fungi; Ascomycota; Sordariomycetes; Hypocreales; Cordycipitaceae. Gene Ontology annotation, molecular function: acyltransferase activity. Gene Ontology annotation, cellular component: endomembrane system. The record is from RefSeq and is a predicted model, not a curated record.
AUGAGCCAGGAAGACAUUCCCGGCCCGGAUGCGGCUCUGGGGCUGAAAGAUGGCCUCAACGGCUCGACUGAGAAGCCCGCGCCGACGAAGCCCUCGGCCGCCGCCCAUCACCCCUCCGGUAAGGCCGGACAUGGCGCGGUUGUCAUGUUUCUGCGCGGCCUUGCCUUUGCCGUGUACUUUUGGACAUGCUGCAUCGCCAUCGGCAUCACCCAGCUGAUUGGCGCGCCGCUCUACUUUGUCAACAAGGACAUGUUUUACGCUUACAUGGCCAUGACCAAGCGGUCCUUUGCCCUCGUCAUCACUGUUAUGACCAGAAUCUGGGGGCGAACCACCAUUCGCGUCAGCGGCGACGAGUCUGUGGCCGGCCAAAUCAGGAAGAUGCCGGACGGCACUGUUCAGUUUGACUUCCCUGAGCGCAUGGUCAUGAUCGCAAACCACCAGAUCUACACAGACUGGCUGUACCUCUGGUGGGUCGCGUAUGCCAAUCGCAUCGGCAUGCAUGGCCACAUCUACAUCAUCCUCAAAGACUCUCUUCGCUGGAUCCCAAUCAUGGGCACCGGCAUGAUGUUUUACGGUUUCAUCUUUAUGUCGCGCAAGAUGGCCACGGACCGCCCGCGUCUCGCCCAUCGCCUGCAGAAGCUGCGACAGUUGAAGACGGCCCCCAACGGGAGCAGAUACUACGACCCCAUGUGGCUGCUUCUAUUUCCCGAGGGAACCAACCUUUCCAACAAUGGAAGGCGAAAAUCGUCAAGCUGGGCCGCCAAAAACGACCUUAGAGAUCCGGAGCACGUCAUGCUACCCCGAAGCACAGGCACCUUCUUUUGUCUGAACGAGCUCAAGGGUUCGGUAGAAUAUGUAUAUGAUUGCACCGUCGCUUAUGAAGGCAUAAAGCGUGGUGAAUACGGGGAGGAGCUCUUUUCACUCAGCGGCACAUAUUUUGCUGGCCGACCACCCAAGUCCGUCAAUUUUCAUUGGAGGAGAUUCCGCCUAGCUGAUAUCCCCCUCGAUGACCAAAAUGAAUUCGAAGAAUGGCUGCGCAAGGAAUGGUAUAAGAAAGACGAGCUAAUGGAGGUGUACAUGACGGAGGGACGGUUCCCAGCAAUGUCUGACACAAAGACGCCCUAUGUCGAGACCGAAGUGAAAACAAGGUCGCCCUUUGAGAUUUUUCAAAUCUUUGCUGUUGUCGGCAUAGUCGGUCUGAUGUGGAACAACGUCCAGAAGCUGUACGCAGCCGUCACCAAGAUGUUUGGGUGA